GGAAUCGGGUGAGAGAGAAGGGCAGCUGGCUCCAUGUCUGCCCCUGGCCUGGCCCCAGGGCCCCUGCUGGCCAGUCCCCUGCGUCCCUCUGUGGCUCUCCUUCCCAGCACCCUCUGCUCAGGGCCUGACCCUGCCCGGCCACCCCCGGCUCCUGGCUCAGCCCUGCCUCGGCCACUCAUCAGCAGGGCAGCGGGGAGAAGGAGGUGGGAGGAGGCGAGGCAGGAGCGGGGCGUGCAGACGCUGGACUCGCCCGGCCGGAGCAGAAGAGGAUGCCAGGCCCGGGGCUGCUGCUGCUGCUCCUGCUGGCGGUGCCCCCGCUGCGGCCCUCCCUGCUGCUACCGCCGGACGCCCCGGAGGGCAUGGCCCCCAUCGCCGGCCUGGUCCUGUCUGCGGUGGAGAGGGCCACGGUCUUCCUGGAGGCGAGGCUGCCCGAGCUCAAACUGGACUGCGUGGUGGGGUUCCGGGUGCUGGAAGCACAGCUCAAAGGCGCCCAGGAGGCGUGGGCCCGGGAGCCCCUGCUGCAGCCUCUGCGCCUGCGCACGGGAAAGCUGGCCGAGAAGUUGGCGACCCUCCUCCACAGAUCCAUUUUCUACCUCAAGCAGAGUGACCCCAAGUACCUAAGAGAGUUCCAGCCCAUCGUCCAGCCCGGGUUUUGGAAGCCCCCUCGCGCGUGGACCCGCACCAACGCCUCCCUGGUGUACCCCGAGUUCGAUCCCGAGGACUCCUUCUCAGAAGAGCGCAGCGAUUUGUGCUUGGUGCAGAUGCUGGGGACAGGGACCGAGGGCGGCCCCCCCUGCAGGCUCUCGGACUUCUGCAGGACCCUGAUGACCACGCCGGGCUGCUCCGGCUACUGCCUGUCCCACCAGCUGCUCUUCUUCCUCUCUGCCCGGCUGAAGGGAUGCGAGAGGGGGCUGUUCUGCCGCAGCCAGCACUACAUGGACCUCUUCUGCGCCAACAUGAUGGACCUGAACCGGCGAGCCGAGGCCAUCAGAUACGCCUACCCCAUCCGGGACAUCUUCAUGGAAAACAUCAUGCUCUGUGGAAUCAGCGGGUUCUCCGACUUCUACAAGCUCCAGUGGCUACAGGCCAUCCUCAGCUGGCAGGAGCCGCGGGAAGGAUGCUUCGGGAAGCCUGCUGCUGAAAAAGAAGGAUCCUCUAAAGCUGCUCAAUACCAACAGCAUAUUUUAAGAAGAGUAAAGAGACGAGAACAACUCUUUACAGAUGGCUGCUCUUCCCACAACACAGCCAUGGCGGUAGGAGCCCUGGGUGGCUUCCUCUAUGCCCUGGCAGACUAUCCCUCCACAAACAGAAAGCCACCUCAGCCGCCCCCCUCCCCACCAAGCAGCUACUGAGAUGGAUGGUUCCAGAUGUGCUGCCUGGAAGAUGAAACAGACUUGUUUAGUCCUUUUCUUAGGUCCUGGGUUCCUGGGGAAACAGAUGAGCCAGACAACCUGGAUACAUCAUCUCGGUUGUUGGGCAGGGCCAGGGAAGGUGGGAGCUGGGCUGGAUCCAGGCGUGGGAACCCAGGACCUGCCCCAGCAAAGAUCACAAGGUCCUUCUCUUUCCUACUCCCCCAAGCCUGGGAAUUGUGGGGCUGCUGCUCCACCCCGUGGGGCUUGCAGGAGCUCAGAGCCAGCUUGGGAUUCUGUCUUCUUGAAGCAAAAGACUGAAAUACUUGCUUAUCUGAGCAGCUCUCCAAAUUAUCCCUCCCCUGUCCCCUUGAGCCAAUAGCUGGAGGCAUCAGGCAAAUAAUUCCUGAUUAUAACUAAUCAAUCCUAUUGCUCAUCAGUGGGUCUUCUGCCUCUCCCUUGGCUUGUAAAAUCCAGAUUAUCCCACAUGUCCUUCAUGCCAGGCUCUGCUGAGUUCCCUUGGUUAAAGGCUGUGCAUUCCAACAGUUAUCUCCAGCUUGGGUCCUGCCUUCACAGGGACCUCCAGAUAUCAGCCUUGUAGGAGUUCUUGUCUAGAUGAAUAAAUUUAGAAUGGAAUUGA
Choloepus didactylus (southern two-toed sloth) is the source of this 1989-nucleotide messenger RNA. It is a transcript of the gene C21H16orf89, whose product is annotated as chromosome 21 C16orf89 homolog. The record is from RefSeq and is a predicted model, not a curated record. The transcript has 8 exons. The coding region runs from base 270 to 1352 and encodes 360 amino acids. Gene Ontology annotation, cellular component: membrane; cytosol. Lineage: Eukaryota; Metazoa; Chordata; Mammalia; Pilosa; Megalonychidae.